Durusdinium trenchii is the source of this 1050-nucleotide messenger RNA. The record is from the annotation of a GenBank genome assembly. NCBI's taxonomy places the organism in Eukaryota, Dinophyceae, Suessiales, Symbiodiniaceae.
AUGGCCGCCACAGGCAACAUUUGUUCUUUUGAAUUUGCACCCUUCGAGGUGAAGCAACUCGAGGACACGUUCCAGCGAUUGGAACAAGAGGCCUUGACCGGCAAGGAGCAUCGGCAGAAGUGGGAGGAGGAACGGCUCAAGUUGAGGGAAGAGGUAUUGGAAGUGAAAGGUGACAAGUUGCAGAUGAAGGAAGCUCUCGUGGUGUUGAGGGAGGAGCUGAUCGAACUGAAGUCCAGUCUGAAGCCGCAGAACAAGCAAGAAGAAUGCCAGGCUCCAUCCGUGCAAAAGUCUGCGGCUCUCACGACUGUUACUUCUGAAGAUGAAGACAGCGAUGCUGACUCUGGGUCUAUGGUCACAGACUGCUCCAAUGACUCAUGGAUCUUUGUGACUUCAGACCCAUGCUGCGUUGUGCCGGAGACCUGUUUUGAGGUCAUUUGCCAAGACUUUGGAAAAGCCUUCGUUCCGGCCAGGUCUUUGUUUCAAGGAGCCAAAGUGGUCGCCGCCAAUGGAAGAGAUGUUGUCGAAGUGCUUCACCCUCCGGAGCAGCAUCAGAUCCCGUCCGUCAUCGAGCUGCACGCAGGAAACACGUGUUUGGUGGUGAGCCCAGAUCAUCGCAUCAGCGUCCCUGGAAGUAAGACUGUGAAGGCCGAAGACUUGCGCCGAGGGAGCAAAGUGAUCCUGAAAGAGACCGAAACCACCCUUACACAUGUGGAAAGGAAGAAUGAACCAACUAUCGUGCUAAAGUUGGCCUUUAAGCCGGAUCAUCCAGUGGCUGGGUUCACUCCGCAAGAUGCCAUCCUCAGCAAAGGUUCUCGUGAUAGACCUCCAGUGCGCCGUGGCCUGAAGAGGAAGAAGGCUUUGCCAAAAGCUCAUAGUGGCCACAUCAUGCCAGAUGCCGAGAACCGCCAGACCUCACAGGCUGAGGAGGAUGAAGCUGUCCCGGACGACGGUCAUGGCCACGCCUCGUAUGCUUCGGAUGGGCGCACUGUCCCAGUCGACUGCCAAAGCUCCGGCAGUCUUCGCACUGAUGACAGUUUGACAUUGAAAUAG